AUGGGGGGUGCCUACUGGGCUCUAACGACCUUAUGGCUUCUAGGGAAUGUGUUUUUGAAGCGAGAGAAGGAACUCUGCGACUGGGUGUUGUCCAGCCAGCAUCAUGCAGGAGGAUUCGCACAGGGGCCUGGACAGGACCCUCACAUUACGAGCACGCACUACGCCCUUCUCCUGCUUGUUGGCAUGAACAAGCUUCAUCUGGUCGAUACAGAUAAAGUUGCGGCCUGGGUCAAAAGUUUACAGACUCCAGCGGGAGGAUUCAAGGGGGAUGAAUGGGGAGAGUGUGACACACGUUUCGCCUACUGCGGUGUAGCUUCUCUCACGCUUAUCGGUCAGCUCGACCGGAAAACAGCGGAAGGAACUGCGUUGUACGUGCAGAGAUGCAGAAAUUCUGACGGAGGCUUCGGGUGGAUACCUGGGGGAGAAUCUCAUGCCGCCUCUGUAUUCUGCUGCCUGGCUGCUCUAGCUCUAUGUGAGAGUCUUGGAUGCGUCGAUAAAGAGCAACUGGCUCUGUGGCUCAUUGAAAGACAAGUGGAGGGCGGCGGAUUCAAUGGCCGUCCAGAAAAAGCACCCGAUGUCUGUUACUCUUUCUGGAUUCUUGCUUCUUUGUGUAUUCUGGGAUACAUGGACUGGGUGGAUACCAAAGGUCUGACGGAAUUCAUUCUCCAAGCUCAAGAUGAGGAAGACGGUGGCAUAGCAGAUAGGCCAGGUGAUGUCAGUGAUGUGUUCCACACGUAUUUCGGGACUGCCGCACUCAGUCUAAUGCAGACAGUUCCGGGCAUACACAAAGUACAUCCGGUUCUGUCUCUACCUUGUGACGUUGUCAGGCGCUCUGAUCUCCCACAGUGUGUCUUGUGGGAGUGA
This is a messenger RNA of Toxoplasma gondii ME49, 864 nucleotides long. Its product is annotated as Rab geranylgeranyl transferase type II beta subunit, putative. Gene Ontology annotation, cellular component: Rab-protein geranylgeranyltransferase complex. Bases 1 to 864 code for a protein of 287 amino acids. NCBI's taxonomy places the organism in Eukaryota, Apicomplexa, Conoidasida, Eucoccidiorida, Sarcocystidae. The transcript is spliced from 2 exons. The record is from RefSeq and is a predicted model, not a curated record. Gene Ontology annotation, molecular function: Rab geranylgeranyltransferase activity. Gene Ontology annotation, biological process: protein geranylgeranylation.